Penicillium taxi is the source of this 3078-nucleotide messenger RNA. Its product is annotated as putative DNA excision repair protein (Rad26L). The transcript has a single exon. Lineage: Eukaryota; Fungi; Ascomycota; Eurotiomycetes; Eurotiales; Aspergillaceae. Bases 1 to 3078 code for a protein of 1025 amino acids. Gene Ontology annotation, molecular function: ATP-dependent chromatin remodeler activity; ATP binding. The record is from RefSeq and is a predicted model, not a curated record.
AUGGACUGUCAAAAUUACCAUGAGGUUAUCAGCCUCGACUCGGAUGAUGAUGAUUUGGAAGCAACGCCGUAUCUUGGCUCAUCUACUAGUAUGCACGACGCGUCCAUAGAUACAUUUGACGCAACUGAUACUUUCCCAGCCAAAGCGCCUGCCAAUGUGAAACCAAAGCAAUUUCCCCUCAAAUCUGAACAUGAUGAUACUCCGUUGCAUCCUUCGUCGGAGGUGCCAACCGUUAUCGAGUCGACGGAUGAUGAGUCGGACGAUUUCAACGAUGGCGAGGAAGCGUACAAGAAGUUCAAAGGUCGUAAGUCUCUGAAGCGUAAGCAGACUGCGGCUGCAACCCGCAGGGCAAUGGUGCCCAAGAAGAAGUCUAAAGACGACGUUAUCGUCGGCCGAGUGAAACUAGAAAGUUCCAAGGAGAAAUCAAAGCGGUUAUUGAGGGAGUACGGUGAUGCCUCUUCUGAUGAGGACCUCUUGGAAAACUUGCCUAAAUAUCUCCAACAGCGACGAGAUCGUUUUGACCUCCAAAAGGAGCACCUCAAGGAGCACGGGCUAAAGCUACCACCCUCCUACGAUUGCAUCGAUUUCUCUGAUAAUGAGCGCCUGGAACACUUACAGGAGAAGCCAUCAUUUCCAGGUAGAGAGGCACCUCGGGAGUACAAGGAUAUCGAAUUGCCCUGUUCCAUGGGCUUGGUCCCCGCUCCAAUUGCCCAGUGGCUGCGACAGUACCAGGUGGACGGAGCCGCCUUCCUUCACGAGCUAUUUGUCUAUCAAAAAGGCGGCAUUCUAGGAGAUGACAUGGGUUUGGGCAAGACUAUCCAAGUCAUUUCAUUUUUGACAGCUGCGUAUGGCAAGACGGCGGACGAAAGAGACGCUAAAAGAAUGCGUAAGAUGCGGAGAGCCGAUAAUAAUGCUUGGUACCCACGGACAUUGAUCAUCUGUCCCGGCACUUUGAUUUCAAACUGGAUCGCAGAACUCCAGCGAUGGGGGUGGUGGAACGUCGACGUUUAUCACGGUCCGAGCAAGGAUAUUGCCCUCCAUGCCGCAAAAUCUGGACGAGUUGAAAUAAUGAUCACGACCUACACAACCUAUGCCAAUAACAAGGAUGAGGUAAAUAUGGUGGAAUGGGACUGCGUGGUGGCGGAUGAAUGCCACAAAAUCAAGGAACCAAAAGCAAUUGUGACGCAAGCGAUGAAUGAGGUCAACGCUCUCUGCCGUAUUGGCCUAACAGGCACUGCGAUUCAAAACCGGUACGAGGAGCUAUGGACACUCCUCAAUUGGACAAAUCCCGGCAAGAUUGGGCCUCUGUCAGCAUGGAAGGCACAGAUAGCAGUACCGUUAAAGAUUGGACAGUCCCACGAUGCUACUGUGAAUCAGCUCAGCAAGGCGCGGCGCGUUGCAAAAAUGCUAGCCGAGAACUUGCUGCCGCAUUUCUUUCUUCGCCGAAUGAAGAGCCUUAUUGCGGAUCAGUUGCCCAAAAAAAGCGACCGAGUAGUUUUUUGUCCCUUGACUGAGACCCAGGCAGAUGCCUACGAAAACUUCUUGGAUAGUGUGUUUGUACAGAUCAUCCAGAAAUCCACUGAAACAUGCGACUGCGGAUCCAAGAAGAAGGCCGGGUGGUGCUGCUAUAUGUUUAUACCCGGAACCUCUAUACGGUGGCAGUCCUACGUCUUCCCUGCCAUUACGAUUCUUCAAAAGAUCAGCAAUCACAUCGCCAUUAUGAUUCCACAAGGGAAUGACCCCAGAGAAAAGCAGGAGAAAGAAAAGGAGAUGCUUCAAGUUGCACUGCCAGACCAGUGGGAAGCGCUGUUCCGCUCCCGUGACUCAAUUCUAAACUUUGCAAAUCCAGAGUUCUGUGGCAAGUGGAAAGUCCUUCGCAAACUGCUAAAGUGGUGGCACUCCAAUGGAGACAAAGUCCUUGUUUUCUCGCACAGCUUGCGGCUAUUAAAGAUGCUGCAAAUGCUGUUCAACAACACCAGCUACACUGUGAGUUACUUGGAUGGUUCCAUGAAGUAUGAGGACCGGACCAAGGCUGUGGACGAGUUUAAUUCCGAUCCGAAUCAGUUCGUCUUCCUCAUCUCCACGAAGGCUGGUGGUGUCGGAUUAAACAUUGUCUCGGCAAACAAAGUAGUCGUUGUGGACCCCAACUGGAAUCCUUCAUUUGAUCUCCAAGCCCAAGACCGAGCCUAUCGAAUCGGUCAACUCCGGGAUGUCGAAGUCUUCCGGCUUAUUUCUGCUGGCACAAUCGAAGAGAUUGUUUAUGCCCGGCAAAUUUACAAGCAGCAGCAAGCGGAGAUAGGCUAUAACGCCAGCUCCGAACGACGCUACUUCAAGGGUGUACAGGACCAAAAGGACCAAAAGGGUGAGAUAUUCGGCAUGAAGAAUCUCUUCUCAUAUCAAAAUGACAACAUUGUCCUGCGUGAUAUAGUCAAUAAGACCAAUGUUGCAGAGAGUCGAGUGGGCGUUCAGGUGAUGGACGUCGCCUUUGAAUUUGAUGCCGAGGAAGACUACACUCUAAAGUCGGAGGAUGAAGCGAUGAGCCAGCUAACAGCUGAGAUCUGCGGCGAGAGCAAAGAAGAAGAAUCGACCAAGAAAAAGGAACGGUCAGCACAAAAACAUGACCCUGUCCAGGCAAUUCUUGCGAGCGCGGGCGUUGAGUAUACACAUCUCAAUAACGAAGUGAUUGGCUCCUCCAAAGUGGAGGAGCAGCUCAGUCUUAACGCAAAGAGAAUACACAACGAUCCUGACGCCGAUUUCCAGGUUUUUGACCGAACUUUCACCAAACCCCUGCCGACUGCAGCUCCUAACUCUCAUUUCGAUGUUUUGAAUGGUGAUGGCUUGAGAUACAACCCGCCGGAUGCUGUGAAACGCCGCCAAUUCUGCAGCAUGGCCCGUCACUUUGGAUACCCGAAUGCAACAGACUUUGCUCUUGUGGUAGAGAACAUGACGCAGGCACAGCGGCGAGCCUGCCUUGAAAAAUGGUACCGCGAGCGAUGGGACAUUGUUCAGCCCAAGGCCGAGAUGGUCAAGGCUGAGGUGGUCAAAGGGGAGAGUAUCAAGGACAAGAAUCAAGGUUAA